AUAGUUACAUUGAAUGACUCAUUGACUCAGUGCUCACAACACAUGUCUGUCCUCUAUAAGUACAGACACGACUCAAGUAGUAGUGACUCAACAACUGUUAGGCCAUUCCUCCCGUUCCUCCCAUUCCUCACCAGUUUGCCAGUCAGUCAGUCAUUGAACACUUGAUUAUUUGGUUAUAUUAUGUCUAUGUAUGUCAUUAAUGAUCACUUGACUGGAUGUCUGUCACUGCGAUCGCCAACUCGGGAACCGAUAGCCCAAAGAUCUAUUGGACAGUCAACUGUUUUUUUGACCAUCUCUUCAGUUCAUAACUCAAGUCGGGUGCCAUCUGUGCUAAACAUCAAUUGCCAAACCAAUUGGAUCAGCCGUUAAGUCAAUGAACUGAUUGCCAAACAAUGUUUGAGACGUUGAAAGUCCGUAAGGAAGCGCUCGAAGAGGCCAUGAAUAAGAAGUUGGAUGAACUCAAGACAUUGUGUCUUAAAGAAGGGGAACUGAUCGGCGAAUUACCGCCUGAAACACCUCUCAAAGCUCACGAACCGUUACCACAAAUACAACGCCGAGUCGGCAGUGGUUUCACAUUAAAUGAAGGAUUAAUAUGGAAAUCAAAGACUAAAGAAGAGCAACUAAUUGCCAAACUGGAGCUCGAGUACGAAAUCCAAAGCAAGAUCGUGGCCGCGGCCGCCAAACUGGCCAAAGAUGUGACCGUCAAGAAGAUUGUGCGCAAACAACGCAAACAUGCGUUUCAACAAUCGUUGGCCAAAAUGAAAGACUUGGAAUCACGUAUUGUUGUGGUUAGGCGUCAAAUUGCAACCUCAAAGUCAACUAAAUCACGCCGUAAUCAGUCAUUUGAUGAAACAACGACCGAUGAAAAUGUCAAUCAUUUAAACACUGGAUUGCAUGAGAAAAGUGUUAACAGUUUGAAUAAGUUUGUUGUAACCGAAGCGUCAAACAAACAGUUAGCUAUGAGAAGAAGCGCCAGUUUGUUCUCGACAUCGUUUCCGUCUAAACCAAACAAACUCAACGAUAAUCAAUCUGUUCGUCGAUCACUAUCRCCAUCGAUUACGUCAGUUGUGAACAGAUCUAAUCUAAUUCAAAGACCGCGAUCGGCGGCCGCAAAGUUUGAUCCGGUCUUUGAUUACGACACCGACGAGGAGUCCAAUGAAGUGCUUAGAAAACUUAGCAAUGAUUUUAACGAUUUUGAAAACAAAACAAGUGGUGAAAACAAUAAUAGUGACAUAUAUUUUAAUGAAUCCAAUAUAAGAUCAACUCUUGAGAACAAAUAUCAAUCAAAAGCAUUCUUAACUAAUAAUACCAAUCAGUAUAAUGUUGUCACUAGUGGUGACUCAUCAGCCAUUAAGACUCACGACGACACUCAUCUUGAAUUAUGUCAGACGGCUAUCAAUAAAAAUCUUAAGGAUUAUCACAACUAUAAAAGUUAUUUGUCUCGAAGUAAUAGUUUAGAUAGUAAUCGACGAAAAAGAAUUGGAACUAAAGGAUCAACUGAUUCAAACUGUCAAUUAUAUGACACUCACCACAAACACUAUCACAAUCACUAUCCAUCGUAUAGAGCCAUUUGGUCGGAUCAGUCAGAUUAUGCGCCUAUAAAUGCAUCGCCAUUGUUGACAUCUAUACCACAAACCAAUAAUAAGACCUCUAAUUAUAUCACACAAAAAGCCAAUCAAAAUGAUUAUCUUAUGACAACUAAUUCUUAUACGAGUUCACCAAUUAUGUCAAUCGAUACCAUAGAUAAAGCAUUCGUAUCGACACAAACUCUAAGAAAUUCGUCAGAUAUUGAAGAAUCAAUUGCUGUGAGAAACGAAAAGUCAAUUCAAAGAAGUCAGACAACAAACGUAUUACAAAUGAAAGAUUCGAUGACAGGAAAACAUUUGCAAAUUUCCAAUAAUUUCUAUUCAUUGUCACAACCGAUGACAUCGACACCAAAAGCACUAAAUCCUUGGUGUGAGACAUCACUGGACUUUGUUUUGCCGACAAAAAGUGAUUCAAAACCAAAGGAAAAUAAUUAUAUGAAACCAAUUAAUAGGUUGAUUGAAGAUAUUAGUACUUCAAAUAACGAGUUAACCAAAGAGUUAUAUAUCAAUGUUACGAAUGCAUCUAAUAUGACAUCUUCACCGACAUCACUAACAUCAUCACCACAAUUGAUGCAAUCGUUUAACUUAUCAUCAUUGACACCAUCUAUACAAUCACAAGACAGUUAUCUAAACAAUGAUACAAAUAAAUGUAUAGAAACUAAAAAAACAAUAAYUAUCGAUAAAUUGAUAUCAAAACCGAAAGUAAUACCGAUGUCACCAAAUAUCCGGUCGGGUAAAGGUGUAGAAGUGACUGUAGUGAGUGUCGGACACUUCCAGCCCUAUUGGGAGGAAGAGAAGCCAUUCGAAUUGGAAGACUUCUACAAAUACAGUCAAAAACAUAGAAAUAGCAACCAAUUGGUACCACAAAUAGUCCACAACUGCGACAAUGAUAUCAAUAAUUACAAUAAUAAUAAAAUCAACGAAAUUAAUGAAACGAAACAUUCAGAUGAAACUCAUAAUUCAUUGACUGAUAAUCUGAUUAAAAAUGAUUCGUCUUCUAGUAGUAUGUCUUCGGAUAAGAAGUUUGUAUGGUUUGAACAACAGAUUGACAGUAAAGACCACAGCAAUGGAAAUGCAACUAUUGUUUAGUUUUUAUACAAAUAUACUCUUUUAUAUUAUAUUUAAUAAUUAGUGCCAUUAAUUACAUGUAAUAUCAUAUAAUAUAAAUGUAAAAAUAAUAAAAACAAU
Messenger RNA from Oppia nitens, 2774 nucleotides. RefSeq lists its product as uncharacterized. The transcript has 2 exons. The record is from RefSeq and is a predicted model, not a curated record. Bases 393 to 2675 code for a protein of 760 amino acids. Gene Ontology annotation, biological process: establishment of epithelial cell polarity. Lineage: Eukaryota; Metazoa; Arthropoda; Arachnida; Sarcoptiformes; Oppiidae.